Megalops cyprinoides (Indo-Pacific tarpon) is the source of this 1809-nucleotide messenger RNA. Its product is annotated as mitogen-activated protein kinase 9-like. The record is from RefSeq and is a predicted model, not a curated record. Gene Ontology annotation, biological process: JNK cascade; protein phosphorylation. NCBI's taxonomy places the organism in Eukaryota, Metazoa, Chordata, Actinopteri, Elopiformes, Megalopidae. The transcript has 12 exons. The coding region runs from base 206 to 1477 and encodes 423 amino acids. Gene Ontology annotation, cellular component: nucleus; cytoplasm. Gene Ontology annotation, molecular function: ATP binding; JUN kinase activity.
AGGAAUUUGGUGGCUAACUGAGCAGAAAGCUCGCUUACUUUCGCCGCUGGCAGCGACGUUUAGCCUGUUUAUACCCGAGCGGAUCACCAGCGCUGUCGUGAAUGUUGAAGCGGAGGGCAGCUACUCUUCCACGGCUGACUGUAUAUGGGAGUACUCCGGGAAAAAGCGAAGGAAGAAGGUCUGAUCUGUUCUCAGGUGAGGUACCAUGAGUGAGGGGGACAGCCAGUUCUACAGCGUCCAGGUGGGCGACUCCACCUUCACUGUGCUGAAACGCUACCGGCAGCUCCGGGCCAUCGGAUCCGGUGCCCAGGGCAUUGUGUGCUCCGCUCUCGACACCGUUCUGGGCAUCCCCGUGGCGGUGAAAAAGCUGAGCCGGCCGUUCCAGAACCAGACCCACGCCAAGCGGGCCUACAGAGAGCUGGUGCUGCUCAAAUGCGUCAACCACAAAAAUAUUAUUAGGUUGAUCAAUGUCUUCACACCACAGAAGUCUCUGGAGGAGUUCCAGGAUCUGUAUCUGGUAAUGGAGCUUAUGGACGCCAGCCUGUGUCAGGUGAUCCACAUGGACCUGGACCAUGAGAGGAUGUCUUACCUGCUGUACCAGAUUCUGUGUGGCAUCCGACACCUGCACUCGGCAGGCAUCAUCCACAGGGACCUGAAGCCCAGUAACAUCGUGGUGAAGUCAGACUGUACGCUGAAGAUCCUGGACUUCGGGCUGGCCAGGACAGCCUGUACCAAUUUCAUGAUGACGCCCUACGUGGUGACCCGCUACUACAGGGCCCCCGAGGUCAUUCUGGGAAUGAAGUACAAGGAGAACGUGGACAUCUGGUCUGUGGGCUGCAUCAUGGGCGAGAUGGUGAAGGGCAGCGUCAUCUUCCAGGGCACAGAUCAUAUCGACCAGUGGAAUAAGGUGAUUGAGGUCCUGGGCACGCCCUCGCUGGAGUUCAUGAACCGCCUGAUGGAGACUGUCAGGAACUACGUGAUGAACAAGCCGCAGUACCCAGGGGUCAACUUCACCGAGCUCUUCCCCGACUGGGCUUUCCCUUGCGAUUCGGAGCAUGACAAGCUCAAGACCAGUCAAGCUCGGGACUUGCUUUCCAAAAUGCUGGUGAUCGACCCUGAAUGCCGGAUAUCUGUGCAGGAGGCCCUGAAUCACCCCUAUAUCCACGUGUGGUACGACCCCAGUGAAGCUGACGCGCCACCUCCCCAGAUCUCAGACAAGCAGCUGGAGGAGAGGGAGCACAGCAUUGAGCAGUGGAAAGAGCUGAUCUAUGAAGAAGUCAUGGACUGGGAAGAGAGGAGUAAGAAUGGAGUGAUGAAAGAAGACUGUGCUGACGCAGCUGUGAACAGCAGCGCCACUCCCUCCCAGUCGUCCUCCAUCAACGACAUUUCGUCCAUGUCCACGGAGCAGACGCUGGCCUCUGACACAGACAGCAGCAGCAUCGAGGCCCUGACAGGGACCCUAGAGGAGUGCCAGUGAGCCUGGCCCAGAUGCUGUCACCUCCCUCCUGCUCCUCUUCCUCUUCCUCCUCCUCCUCCCUUUCUGCCCUCCCUGACUCUGUCUCGCCCUGUCUGUAUGCCCUCAUGCCUCAGCCCCCAUCCUUUCUCAUGCUGACUGGUCCUUUCAUUCCUUCAGGGAGGAGUGGGAGUGGAGGUGGGGGUGGGGAGUUUGUGUGAGGGGGUGUUUUUGUUCUAUUUUUCAGCCUGAUGUGUGAGAAGCUGCAGGUAGAUCAGCCAGGUAUUACAGUGGGAGGAUGGAAGAGAAGAGUUGAGCAAAGUUUACCACACAUCCACCCCCCAACCCCCCAAAAA